CUGAGACUCGAAUCACUGAAAAACCCCAUGAAAAGAGUUGAGCAAGAGCCAGCAAUGUCGGAACCCAAGAAAACCAAGUACGAUCGUCAACUCAGGAUUUGGGGAGAAUCAGGUCAAGCGGCUCUGGAAAACGCGAGCAUCUGUUUGCUCAAUUGUGGCCCGACUGGCUCCGAAGCCCUCAAAAACCUCGUCCUUGGUGGAAUCGGAAGCAUCACCAUCGUCGACGGAUCUAAAGUAGAAAUUGGAGACCUUGGAAACAAUUUCAUGGUGUUUUCUUCUGUGUAUUGGGAACUUACUUUGCCCGAACUUUGGUGGAUUGUUGUCUAUGUCGAAAAAAAAGUGGAUGAGAAGAGUGUUGGUCAGUCAAAAGCCAAGUGUGUCUGUGCCUUUCUUCAGGAGCUUAACGAUGCUGUAAAAACCAACUUUGUUGAGGAGAAUCCAGACGCUUUGAUCACGACAAACCCGUCUUUCUUCUCUCAGUUCACUCUCGUUAUUGCCACUCAGCUAGUGGAAGAUUCAAUGGUGAAACUAGAUAGAAUCUGCCGAGAAGCAAAUGUCAAGUUGGUUUGUGCCCGCUCCUAUGGCCUUACUGGGUUUGUGCGUAUCAGUGUAAAGGAGCACACAAUUAUCGAUUCAAAGCCUGAUCAUUUUCUUGAUGAUCUCCGCUUGAAUAAUCCGUGGCCUGAACUCAAGAGGUUUGUGGAGACCAUUGAUCUGAAAACACCAGAUCCCGUUGCUCAUAAGCACAUCCCUUACGUCGUCAUUCUUGUCAAGAUGGCUGAUGAGUGGGCUCAAACCCAUAACAACAACCUUCCCUCGACUAGGGAAGAGAAAAAGGAGUUUAAGGAUUUAGUUAAGUCCAAGAUGGUAUCGAUGGAUGAAGAUAACUACAAAGAAGCCGUGGAAGCCACAUUCAAAGUUUUUGCUCCUCGAGGAAUCAGCCAAGAGAUUCAAUCAAUUAUUAAUGAUAGUUGUGCUGAAGUUGGCUCUAGUUCCUCGGACUUUUGGGUGAUGGUGGCAGCCCUCAAGGAGUUUAUUUCAAACGAAGGUGGUGGGGAGGCACCACUAGAAGGUUCCAUGCCCGAUAUGACAUCUUCAACAGAGCACUACAUCAGUUUGCAGAAAAUCUACCAAACCAAAGCUGAAGCUGAUUGUCUUUCCAUGGAGCAAAGAGUAAAAGACAUCCUAGUUAAAGUUGGUCGAGAUCCAAGUAGCAUCUCAAAACCACCUAUUAAGAGCUUCUGCAAGAAUGCAAGAAAACUUAAGGUAUGCAGAUAUCGUAUGGUAGAAGAUGAGUUCAGCAAUCCUUCUGUAACAGAACUGCAUAAGUGUUUAGCCAGUGAGGACUACAGCUCUGAAGGCUUGUACCGCUUUUCUGUUUGUUCCUCUCGCAGUAGCGCAAUUGGAUUAUAUAUUCUUCUUAGAGCUGUUGAUAGAUUUGCUGCGACCUAUAAGAAGUUUCCGGGGCAGUUUGAUGGUGGAGAGAUAGAAGAGGACGCAUCUCGGUUAAGAACUACUGCCCUGAGUCUUCUUAGCGAAAUGGGUUGUGACGGAUAUGUACUUCCGGAAGAACUUUGCAAUGAGAUGUGCAGAUUUGGUGCUGCAGAGCUUCAUGUAGCUGCUGCUUUCAUAGGAGGAAUCGCAUCUCAAGAAGUAAUCAAGCUCAUCACUAAGCAGUUUGUUCCGAUGUUGGGAACUUUCAUCUUCAACGGCAUUGAUCACAAUUCUCAGUCUUUGAGAUUAUAG
Messenger RNA from Thlaspi arvense, 1746 nucleotides. NCBI's taxonomy places the organism in Eukaryota, Viridiplantae, Streptophyta, Magnoliopsida, Brassicales, Brassicaceae. The record is from the annotation of a GenBank genome assembly.